AUGCGGACCAGCCUGCUGCUGCUGGCCGCCCUCCUGGCCCCUGCGCACGCGGGGCCGGCCUGGAGCGCCAAGUACGCGGUGGACUGCCCCCAGCGCUGUGACAGCCGGCGGUGCGCGGGCGGCCUGAGCUGCCGGCGGAGGGUGAUGGACGACUGUGGGUGCUGCUGGGUGUGCGCCGCCGAGCGCGGAGCCACCUGCUACCGCACCGUCGCGGGCGUGGACGGCAUGAAGUGCGGCCCGGGGCUGCGGUGUCAGUUUUACAGGGAGGAGGAUGAGUUUGGUGACGAGUUUGGUAUCUGCAAAGACUGCCCCUACGGCACCUUCGGGACGGACUGCAAAGGGACCUGCAGCUGCCAGCUGGGCAUCUGCGACAGGGUGACCGGCGAGUGCGUGACGUUCCCCUUGUUCCAGCACCCAGGAGCCAAGUCCGCCGGCGGAGCUGACCUGCGGGCAGAGCACGGCGUGGGGUCUGGAGACGGCAAUGCUGUGACCGGAGACCUCGGGAAAGAGAACGCGGCCCGGUCUCCCGUGAGGAAAUGGUUAAAUCCACGCUGA
This is a messenger RNA of Molossus molossus (Pallas's mastiff bat), 555 nucleotides long. RefSeq names its product endothelial cell specific molecule 1 (gene ESM1). Gene Ontology annotation, cellular component: extracellular region. The transcript is spliced from 3 exons. Lineage: Eukaryota; Metazoa; Chordata; Mammalia; Chiroptera; Molossidae. Bases 1 to 555 code for a protein of 184 amino acids. The record is from RefSeq and is a predicted model, not a curated record.